Molecule: messenger RNA, 2159 nt
Organism: Dromiciops gliroides (monito del monte)
Lineage: Eukaryota; Metazoa; Chordata; Mammalia; Microbiotheria; Microbiotheriidae
Gene: CCDC60
Product: coiled-coil domain containing 60
Exons: 15
Coding region: 49-1749 (566 amino acids)
Source: RefSeq, a predicted model, not a curated record
GCCUGAUUCUGAAGUGCCAGGAAGAGGGAAGCCUGAAAAAGUACCAAGAUGCCGGUCAACAAGAGCUUGGAAGUCCAUCCCAGCGAGGCUCUUAAGCCCUAUCAGGGCUCUGGGCAGCUAUCUCAGGAUACCAAGAAUGAAAGCUCUCCUUUAAGUCCAAAGGAUGUAGAAAAACCAAAGGCUAACAAACUUACAAAGGGUGGUCCAGCACCUGGCCAGAGCCUUAGGUAUAUGGAGAAGGAAAUCACGAACCUCAAGAGAGACCUCCUGCAUAGCCGCUACUUGAUGCGUUCAGUGAAGAUGGGCCAAGGAUAUUUUGAUAUUUUGAAGGCGGAGAAUGCAAUGAGAAAGAAAGCUUUGAUGGACAAAAAGAGAGAAGAAGAGGAGAGAAACAAAUUCCAGCCACCGAAAAUGCCUACUGCAGAGCCCAGUGAUGCUAGCUUGAACAUCUAUGAUGGAGUGAGAAGAAUGGAGGGGAUGCCAGAUGUUAUCCUACGGCCUUUCAACCCGGUGCACAACUGUCUGAUCUCGCCGUCGCUAUCCCAGGCGCACAUAGAGCCUCUCUUUCGGCAACUCUGCGCCCUCCACUGGCUCCUGGAAGCGUUGACCAUUGACCACAACCACCAUGGCAUGAAACCGGUGAUAACCUGCUGGAAUGAAAAGGACCCUGGUGGCAGCAAAAGUACAUUAAAAAAAAUCAAUAAGGAGAAGGUGAUAUUACACAAAUGGGAGCACUUCGUCACGCCGCCGAAGUCCAAGAAAUACAAAAUUCCAGCUCCCCGGGUCACAGCCAGCCGAAAACCAAGCCGGAGGGCAUCGACCAUCAGCCUUUCCCGCACAAGUGGGGGGUCAUCUCCACAGAGCAGCAUGCUCUCAGUGAACCCUACUGGCUCAGACGAGCCCCAGAGCACUGUGACCCUGGGGACCAGCAGUAAAGAGCUGGAGGAUAAUGAGUCUUCAUCCACAAAGCAAGAUGAGGAGAACAUCCCCAUCAGUCUUCAGAAGCUCAUGGAAAUGGUGCGUGAGGAUGCCAGAAGAACAAUCUGUGCAGAAGAGGAUUCAUACAAGAAGUUCACAAGCACAGUGUCCAUCCUCAAGCCCUCCCUUAAGAGUGAUAUGGCCUUAAAGGAGACCGCCCAAAAGUCCAGCAUAACCGAUAAGUCAAGUAGUAGCAGCACCGAGAGUCUCCGGAGACCUAAAAGCUACCCUUCUGGCGCUUCGGACGCCAAGAGCAAUGUAUGUGCCAACAUGCGAGCCAAGUUUUUCAGCAUUGCACAGGAGGCUGGUUUCUGCCUGCAGGACAGACUAGAAAUCCUCACAAAGAGGCAGGAAGAAAGAGGCCUCCAGAAGUUUUUUUCUUUCAGUAUUGUCUCCAAUUUUUACCAAGACAUAGAAAAAAUGAGACAUCCCAUCACUAUAACAAGAGGUGAUGCUGAGGAACUCGCAAACCACUGGUAUUUUGAUUUAUUAUCAAAACUCCCAGAAGAUUUAAAGAAAUACCGUCCUGCCAAGAAAAUCCUACAGAAAUUGCAAAAGUAUGGAGAGAAUUUGGACCUCAGAAUCCGUCCACAUGUCCUCCUGAGAGUACUGCAGGACCUCCGUACAUGGGAGCUGUGCUCCCCUGACAUUGCUGUGGCCAUUGAGUUUGUACGAGAACAUAUUGUCCAAAUGCCCCAAGUGGAUUAUAUCAAGUGGCUUCGGACUCGGGUGAACCUUCCAAUGCGAUGCCACAGCGCCCCACCCCCCUAGAGAGGCCAAAGCCAGAGGCCACCAAGGGAUGGCCCCGCCUGGCAAUGGGAACACUAUUGAGGACGAUGGAGAAUAGAGGUGAAAGCACUUGGGAGGCCAGGGUUCAGCGGUCCCCAUCAAUUUGCCUCCUGGGCCCCAGUGCCCAGAAGUCCACAGAAGAGCUGAGAGAAAUAAAUCCAACUCUGCCUCCUCACCAGGCCUGCUCAGAUCGCCCAAGCUCCUCACUUCCCGCUCUCACACCCCUUAAAUGAGCAAAGCCUGACCAGCCAGACCAUGGCUUCCAUCCCUGCUUUUUCAUCAAGGCUCAACUUCCCUCCCAAAAGGUUGGAAACUGCUCUUUGCCACCAUAAGAGAAAACUCAAGCCAGUGCAGGGACUUCUCCAUGCCAGAAGCCAGACCCCAGAGGGGGC